Molecule: messenger RNA, 3447 nt
Organism: Myxocyprinus asiaticus (Chinese sucker)
Lineage: Eukaryota; Metazoa; Chordata; Actinopteri; Cypriniformes; Catostomidae
Product: serine protease HTRA1B-like
Exons: 9
Coding region: 102-1538 (478 amino acids)
Biological process (GO): positive regulation of apoptotic process; programmed cell death; proteolysis
Cellular component (GO): extracellular region
Molecular function (GO): protein binding; serine-type endopeptidase activity
Source: RefSeq, a predicted model, not a curated record
AGUUCUGUUUGUCCGGUGACUUCUUUCGCUUCUCGACUUGAAGAGAUAUAAGAGUCGCAGGAGUAGUAAAACAGUUAAUCAGUUAUUACAGAAUAAUAAUAAUGAUGCGUCUAUCGGUUAUCUGCUCUUGUCUAAUUCUGGUGCCGUUGCUGUGCGACGCGCGGAUCUCCAAGCGCUAUGUGAUCGGCUGUCCGGAGCGCUGCGACAAGAGUCUGUGUCCGCCCGUACCGGCCGACUGUCUGGCCGGAGACCUCCUCGACCAGUGCGACUGCUGCCCGGUGUGCGCGUCCGGCGAGGGCGAGCCCUGCGGCGGCACGGGGAAGCUGGGAGACCCGGAAUGUGGAGAGGGUCUGGAGUGUGCCGUGUCUGACGGGACCGGAGCCACGGCCACCGUGCGGAGGAGAGCAAAGAGCGGCGUGUGCGUGUGCAAGAGCCCGGAGCCCGUGUGCGGCAGUGACGGGGUGUCCUACAGGAACAUCUGCGAGCUCAAGAGAGUCAGUAAACGGGCGCAAAAGCUCCUGCAGCCGCCCAUCAUCUUCAUCCAGAGAGGCGCCUGCGGGAAAGGUCAUGAGGAGAAUCCCGACAGUCUUCGUCACAGAUAUAACUUCAUCGCUGAUGUUGUGGAGAAGAUCGCUCCUGCUGUUGUUCACAUCGAGCUGUUCCGCAAGAUGGUCUUCUCUAAGCGUGAGGUGGCAGUAGCCAGCGGCUCUGGUUUUGUGGUGUCUGAAGAUGGUCUGAUUGUGACCAAUGCUCAUGUGGUGGCCAACAAACACCGGGUGAAGGUCGAGCUGAAGACUGGCGCCACUUAUGAUGCCAAGAUCAAAGACGUGGAUGAGAAAGCCGAUAUCGCCCUCAUCAAGAUAGACGCUCCAAUGAAACUGCCGGUGCUGUUGUUGGGCCGGUCCGCUGAUCUGAGACCAGGAGAGUUUGUGGUGGCCAUCGGCAGUCCGUUCUCUCUCCAGAACACUGUGACCACAGGCAUCGUCAGCACCACCCAGCGAGGAGGCAAAGAACUGGGCCUGCGUAACUCCGACAUGGACUAUAUCCAGACUGAUGCCAUCAUCAAUUAUGGGAAUUCAGGAGGGCCCUUGGUGAACCUGGACGGUGAAGUGAUCGGAAUCAACACGCUGAAGGUGACAGCAGGGAUUUCUUUCGCUAUUCCAUCUGACAAGAUCCGACAAUUCCUGGCCGAGUCUCAUGACAGACAGGCUAAAGGAAAAACAGCCACAAAAAAGAAGUAUAUUGGUGUGAGAAUGAUGACGCUAACCCCAACACUUGCUAAGGAGCUGAAGGACAGACAGAGUGACUUCCCAGACGUCACCUCGGGCGCAUAUGUCAUUGAAGUUAUCCCAAAAACACCGGCUGAAGUUGGCGGUUUGAAGGAGAGUGACGUCAUAAUCAGCAUUAAUGGUCAGAGGAUCACGUCAGCCAGUGACGUCAGCACAGCCAUCAAGAGAGACGAGAGUUUGAGAACAGUGGUGCGACGCAGCAAUGAAGACAUCAUUCUCACCAUCAAACCUGAAGAGAUUGACCCUUGACCUCUCUUCACCCUCAUGCUCACCCACGAGCUGGUUCUCAGACUCUAACUGAGUGUGUGUCAGGAGCCACACUCAUACUAGAAUAUGAAGUGAAUUCUUUCAUCGAACCUGAAACGCAACAGGAAAUCCUUUCUUAGUUACUUGUUUCCUAAACAUGGAGUCUUUUUCAUUUAUCCAUUCAUGUAUAUUGCACCAUAUUUGAAUGAGCCUUUUGUAAAUACGUAGAUAUGAGCGUUAACAUUUUUGUGCCAGCAAGUGAAUUAACACACCAAAAUUAUCAACAUUAUCAAGGGAUCAUGAAAUAUAGCAACCUACUCUCAUAGAAUAAGUGUUACUAUAACUAAUUGUUUUACUAAAUUGUUUCAUUUGUUCUACGUUUCGCUAAAGUUUCCUGGUGAAAUGAACACUAGAUGAGCUACAACAACUGUGCGUUUUAUUAACUUUCACACAAAUCACGAGUACAACGACCAAACAAAACGCUUGUAUUACAGACUCACCUACAUUUACACACUUAUUCCAGUAUGAUUAUCUUCUGCGGAAGCUCACCUGAGAGUGUUGGACUCAGAAGUACAUGGUUCGAGACCAGUCAAGCAAGCAAGCUGACACGUGAGACAAAAGUGUCAUAGAAGUGAUACAAGAUUGCUCCAGAAAGAGUGCUUUUCAUUUAUCUAACGGUUAGAUUUAGGUGUCUGUUUUUUUCACCUCUCAUUUGAUAUUAGAUCACUAUUGGUUAGGUUUAGGUUAACCUCUUAAACCCGGAGCAACCUGGUACCGGGCCCUCUAGGGGACGCUGAUCACUAUAUAUAUAUAUAUAUAUAUAUAUAUAUAUAUAUAUAUAUAUUAUAGUAUUACUCAACAACCAAUUGCGUGAUUGCACAAAUUAGGUAUCAUUUUAAAGCUUAUACUCUUAUCUUUACUAUGAAUAUAGCAAUUCUAAAAUACUGCUUUUAAAUUUGCUGAUAAAUAAGAACAGUUCUGUUUUUAAAAAGUUCGCAAAUAUGCAGAAACAAUCAUAUACUGUAACAAAAAAAAACAAAAAAAAUCAGUAAAAUACAUCACGUGUGUUAUAUAUCUUUGGAAAUGUUUUGAAUAGUAGAAUAUUACAAGCUAAUUUGUUUCAUUUGGAGACCAAACUACAGUGAGUAUUUGCGUGUAAAAUCCACAUGUAUCUUCAAAAAAAGGAUAAACAGCAUUUUAUUACUUCAUGAAAAAUACACAUAGUAAAGAAAUGAGAUAUCACAACUUACAGCAGGCGAUUCUGAAUCAAACAAGCACUUUGAUAUAUAAAAGUCCACCUUGGGAACCAUGGAUCCAUAUGCUAUAACUUUGGUGUUACUCCAACAUGUCAACUACACCAGGAAGAAAAUAAUUUGUGGUAGGACAAAGCAAUCCAAAGUAAAUUUUUUGACCAUUCAUUCUUCCUGUCUAAAAGGUAUAAUGUCAAACUGAAAAGUUCAUUUUUUAGCUCUCAUAUUUUAUGUGUUUUGUCAGUAGUGUUGUAUCAUAAGUCUCUGUGCAGGAUUCAAAUAUAUUUUCUUACAUUUUGAAAGGUUUUCUAAAAAUGUAUACCAUGCAAUUGACGUUCUGUGCAUUUUUAUAUAUUUUUUUAAAGAGUUUAAGCUUACUUUUGAUUAUGCGAUUUUAGCAGAAAUCCGUCAAAAUGCCUUUAGGGUGUAAGAGGUUAAAGUUUUAGGUUAGAGAGGUAUUUUUUACUCAUUAAAACCCCCAUCUAACAUUCACCUUAAAAGCUCGUCUAUUUACGACACCAUUUCACUCACUUUUGGCACCCCCUGCUGGACAUUUCACUGGGAAACUGCAGCCAAACGUGUAAUGAAGCUCCAUAAUGUUUGUGUGCAUCGGACGGCAAUUUCAGAAACGGAAUUAAAGAAGAUUAACGUUUUUAAAACCA